UUUCUCUACACGCAUCAUGAGAUUGCUGCAGUUCAGAUAGAUAACAAGCGCUGACGAUUUUUAGAUAUUUAAACAUGGAAUUUUAUGGAAUUUCUAUUUCUGUCAUCUGCAGUGUUCUUUUCACAGCUUUAUUGAUCAAUGGUCAAACAGCAGACGAAUGUGGAGGUUACGCCGCCGAUGUCAUGUUUCUAUUAGAUACAUCUUCCAGCAUAGAAAUAGACGACUUCCGGAAACAACUACAGUUCACCCAAGAUGUCGUCAAGAUAUUUGAUAUUGGACGUGAACGUACGAAAGUUGGCGUAGCCUUGUUCAGUGACACGGUAUACCCGCAAUUUGACUUAAAUGCAUACAAUAGUAAAGGCCAUAUAGUCGACCGAAUUGGCAAAAUAGGUUACCGUGGUGGACGUACCAAUACAGCCGAGGCCCUUUCGUUUCUUCGCACGAAAGUCUUCACUCAAGAUCAAGUGAGGCAAGGCGUUCCCAGGAUAGCCAUUGUACUAACUGAUGGCCUUUCAAAUUACCCGGAUGAAACAGUGAGAGAAAGUAAAGAAUUGCACCUUAAUGGUAUUACGGUAUUCGUUAUCGGUAUCGGUAAUCAAACGGACACUAACGAACUCAAGGCCAUUGCUUCUAAUCCAGAUUCAGAAUACGCGUUUCAUGUGAACAAUUUCGAUGCUUUGUAUUCAGUCAAGAAAACUUUAGCAGUUAAAACAUGCAAAGUGGAAUUUAUAGAACCAGUGAUACAGCAAGAUAUACUGGAUACUGAUAAAUUUUUCCCUGGUCGACUACCGUGUACCAUCAGUAUAGUCUAUGGAGCAGACGUCAGAAGUGCUAGUACCAGAACUACCAGGCAGAUCAUGUCAUUCUUUACCUUGUUAAACGACCGGCUGCAGGAUGAUUUAUACAAGGUUCGGUCAGCACAGGUCAUCAACAACUGCCCUACUUCACGUAGAUAUGUGCCUACACCAAGAAAAGGAAAAAAUUACGCCACCUUGCUUCUUAAUAUGCGUCAAGCCUCGCCAGCAUCCUUACCAGCGAUAAAGAACCCCGGCAAAGCCAUGAGUAUUCUGUUAGUUGACACAAGUAUCGCUGAUCUAGCCAGUUCCAGUAAAGAGGUUUUGAGGGCACGCUUUAAACGUAUCGAUACAUUCGUGGUGGUCGUUGGAACAGAAGCUAGCCGUGGUGUGUUAGAAAGGUUGUUAAGAUUUAGAGUUCAUACUGCCAGUUUCGGCCAACAUGUUUUUGCGGUAGAUAAUUAUGAUAAGCUAGAAGCAGCCAUCUCACCUCUAUUGGGAUACAUCAAGAAAUUGAAGUGUAGUUAAGCGUGAAACAAUUUCUGACUAUAGACAUUUGUAGAUAGAUUAUGUAUUGUAAUAUGUGUUGAUCCUCUUAAGAACCCUCUUCCCGGCCAUGCUAAUAUUAUAAUUGUAGAGCCUUUCUAAAAGCAUGCGCCUCACAUUGUUUCCGCUUAUACUCUCUACCCUGUUGGACCAUCGUUUUAUGACGCUACACUCUCUAUAUGGACCAUCGUUUUAUGACGCUAUAUUCUCUACCCUGUUGUACCAUUGUUUUAUAACGCUAUAUAUACUAUCUACCCUGUUGUACCAUCGUUUUAUAACGCUAUACUCUUUACCCUGUUGUACCAUCGUUUUAUAACGCUAUACUAUCUACCCUGUUGAAAUAAAAUUGAACCAUAUGUUAGUCCCGAAAUGACCUAGUUUGUGUCGAGAGGUUAAACACUCUAUCCUGUUGUACCAUGUAUAUAUUGUUGUCCAAGAUGACUUAUAAGAAUACUUUAUGAGACUAAUGAAUAAAAAACGACAACGUAUUAAUUGAAAGUUGAUUAUAUGGAAACGAGCUUUAAUAGUAAGUGUGUGUGUGUGUGGGGGGGGGGGGGGUACCAUACAUAAAAACCAAAUAAAAUAGAUCGCAGUAGCACAAAGCAGCGGACAAGAUAAAAAAAAAACCACUAAACACACGGACUGUUGGAAACAUUGGUUGUAUUUAUGGGAUAUAUUUAACGUCGAUUUCGAUCUAUUAUCAAACGCAUAAAGAGUUUCAAAUAAUAUAUCGUUUCUUUGUAUACUUUGCUGACUAAUCAAAUACAACACUUAAUAGCACUGAUAACGUAAAGAAAGGGCGAGGGAGGUGUCAGGGGCACUAAAUGGUGGGGGUUGGGGCGAAACUUGUCUACUGCUUUGAAAAGUAAUUAUUUUUCUGUCGGGGAAAUGAAAUGGGGUUCAACGUCUUACUGUUCUGCUCAAACUCUAGGCUAUGGCUCACUCUUAUAUCGAAUUCCAACUGCCAAUGGAUCUUUUACGUGCACGCCAAUGUGUACACGGGACCUCAGUUUUUUCGUACAAUCCGAUUGACUAUACGUUGUCCCUUGCCAGGCUCUCUGUCCUGCACCACACCGGAAAUCCCGUGGCCCAUUUUUCUGUUAGGACAGUAGAAGGACGUCUGACAUGAACAUUUUCCCACAUUGGUUUAACAAUUUAAGUAUUGUAGCCGAAGCAUUUAGUGCUACUAGAUAUGUCGCCUUGGGUUUGGGAUUUGGUGUGAAACACGUAACAAACUGGCCUUUGGUAUUAAUAAUUAAUAACAGAUUCAGGAAUUGGUGAUACAUGGACGAGGUUUGGAGCGAUUAACCUAAUACGUUCAUAUAUACAUUAACGCUGAAUGAAAAAUAUACGGUUUAAACACCCAUGUCUUGAUUGAGAAUACAAAUGAAUCAUCAUGGCUAUGAGCUCGGAUUGUUAACUUAAAUAUGCGGGUCUAAAAUGCUGCCAUUGCUCAAGGAAAGCGAAAAAACCCACGAGCUUGUCACGUACAACCAGGGAAUCGAAACCACGCCAGCUGACUCAAUGACAGACCUUAUGAUACAGCGCGCACGUGCUAACCAAUCGGCCAUCCAACCCCCCAACCCCCAAAAUGACAGAAUCUUACGUGUCUGAUGUAAUAUAAUUCGAAAUAAUUAUGUACAAUUGGGAAUGCUUGUAUAUUUUACAUGUUGUGCGAAGCCACAGUAAACGAAAUUAAAUACCAAAAUAUCUAAUUCUCUUUGAAGAGAAUUGUCGACCAUUUUGAUUGUUUCCCUUUAUUUUUUAAGAUUGGCCAAAUAAAGUGCCCGAAAUCUAACAAAACACUAAUUUUACUUUUCUUUUAAUUGAAUACCACGAAUUUGUACUGAAUUGACUAUGGAUUAAAACAUUUUGUCUGGAA
Messenger RNA from Patella vulgata (common limpet), 3222 nucleotides. Its product is annotated as collagen alpha-5(VI) chain. Lineage: Eukaryota; Metazoa; Mollusca; Gastropoda; Patellidae. Bases 75 to 1322 code for a protein of 415 amino acids. The transcript has 5 exons. The record is from RefSeq and is a predicted model, not a curated record.